AAAUUUUAUUAUUGCAGAUUUAUUUCUUUGGUUCUUUUCUUUUGGUAUUAUUUUAUUUUUUGAACUCUUAUUAUAAAAGCACCUUUAACAUGGCACCUAGAAAGCAGAAGAUUGCCCCAAAGCAGUCCUCCAUGAAGGAUUUCUUGACGCCAAGCAAGAAGCGCAAGGAGCCUGAUCAUCCUGCUCGAUCCCCAUCACCCAGGAAAGCCAAGAGGCAAGUUGAAGCCAAUAACAACAACAACAAUAAUAAUAACAUUCCUGAGAAGAAAAAAAAGACUAAAAAAAAUGAAACUGUGAAAAAAUCGCCACCAAAGAAGACUUCUCCAAAAGAACCAAAAGUUUCCCCGAGGAGAGGUAGAAAGCUGGCUAAAGAAGAAGAGAGUGAGCUUGUGAUUGAUGAGGAAGAGCAAGAGCCCCAGGAAAUUCUUGGUUUUGAUGGCAACUGCCAGGAGGAUGGAAUUAUUGACCAUGGGGAACAAUUUGAGGAAGAAGACGAAGAAGAAGAGGCUGAUGAUGAAAGGGAGGAGGAAGAUGAUGGUGAGGUGCAGAUAGAUGUUGAGCACCUGCAGCAGAUUUUAGAUGGUGAGGAGGCCCUCGCUGCUGGAGAACGUGAUGCCAAUAGUGAUUCAGAAUCGCCUGCAGCUGAUGGAAAUGUUGGGUCACCCUCCUCAACAGCAGGGCUGACAACAUGCACUGCAAUGGUGCCCUCGGCUGGAAUUAUACAAGGAGAAGAUGGUCGUAUCAUUUUUCAGCCAGACUUCAAUCUGGAAGCUGCUUUAGCUUCUUCUGAUCCUAAUGAGGUGAAGGUACAAGUUUUCAAGUGCAAAAAAUGUGACAAUGUGUUCCGGAACCGCUAUUACAUGCGCAAGCACAUGCUCAUGGACCACGAACAUCAGCUAUACAAGUGUCGUAUUUGUGCCUUCACUUCAGUGUUCCCUGAAAAGCUCAAGAGCCACAUUAUCAAGCAGCACGUCUGUAAGAAAGAAAAAUCUGAGGCUUUGACUGUGCAGACACUGAAAAACGAAAGUGAAGUGUUUGAGCAACAAGCUCCUCGAAAGAUCAUCAUGAUAGACGGCGUUCCUUUGGGCAAGGUGAAAAAAGUUCCGCAGUGCUAUAUCUGCGAUGUGUGCGGUCGCAUUUAUUCUUCCAAGUUUUCUCUUGAGCGUCAUGUUCGUUGUCAUACUGGCGAACGCCCAUACGAGUGUGACGUGUGUGACUUCAGCACCAGCUACCGCGAACACAUGCAACGUCACAUGACGAGCGUUCACCUCGUCGUACAUUCUGACGAACCAAAAAAGAAGUACAUCCCCAAGCACCGCCGAACCAAGGUUGAAAAUGAGGAGGAAGAAGAAACGAGUCAGGGGGGAGAAGGCAGCCCAGCUAAAAAACGCCGAAAUAUUCUCAGAAAGAGAUUCGAGUGCGCCGCGUGCGGUAUUAGAUCAACUCACAAGUCGGACCUUGUGGAGCACAUCAAAGAAAAGCACCCUAAAGCGCAUAUUGUGUCUCUUGAUAACAACGAUGGCAGCAAAGUUCACUUGGUUGUAACGGCUUCUAAGAAACCUCGAGAAAUUCGCAAGUUCACAGCAACUUGUUCAUAUUGUUCCAAAGUCUUCAAUGACAACUGGAAGUACAUGGUUCACUUGCGUUCUCACACCGGUGUCAAACCGUUUAGCUGUAGCGAGUGCGACUUCCACGCUACCACUAAAAUGACGGUCCGCGAUCACAUUCACCGAAAGCACGCUAAUUGUCCCGACGCCAAACUCAUCCUUAAAUUGGUGAAUAUCACGGAUGGUUCCGUCGAAGAAGUAGCUAUUGACGUGCCCCAAAAAGAAUUCAAGUGCGAGCUCUGCAAUACCGUAUUUCCGGGAAAUUACGAGCUCAAAACGCAUAAAUUCAAGGAGCAUCCUGAGGCAAAGCCAUUUUCCUGCACUGAGUGCGAGCAUCGUGAGUGGGCACGGGCCAAUAUCAUCAUCCAUUGCUGUGAAAAACAUCCUGAAUGUGACUUGGAGGAUAUCAUUUUGCGCAACGGGCACCCUACUAAGAUUGGUCCCAUUAAUCUGCCUAAAUGUGACACUUGCUCCAAAAUGUUCCCCUAUCAGUCGCUUUUGUAUCUCCACCAACGCACUCACACUGGCGAACGCAACUACGGCUGCGACUCGUGCGAUUUCCGUACAGAUUCAAAGAAGGCUCUCACUCGCCACAUCCUCAAGAAGCAUCUCGACACUCACCUGAAGGGGAAGAACAAGAAGCGACCAAAGAGAGCUACUAAGGACAUGGCUACCGGAACUGACGACAUUGACGCAAUCUUGCCCAAUGACGUGCCUGUCAGUGAAGAUGUCAUAAACGAAGCUCGUGCACUCCUUGAUGCUUCUGAAUAACCGAGCUCGAACUUCAUGAUCAUUCACUUCCUCAGCGUAUGUAAUGAAGCCGCUGACUUUUGCUGCAGCAUCACUGGCAUCAUCACCGGCACCGAUGCCAUCACCGGCAUCGAUGCCAUUUUUGGCAUUAGUUUUGUUCCUUAGGCUACGUCACACGGCUAAGUUUGGCAUUUUACUUAUAAUUUACGUGUAUGUCAAGUUUUUUAUUUUAUCAUUCUUUGCUUUUGUAGCUUUUGUAAUUUUUCCAAAUAACAUUAAUUGAUCCGUUUGCUAGUUUCCUGCACAUCGAGCCAAGUAUACCAAAUUGUCUGUUUUCUUGCAUUAAUAUUCCAUUAUCAGGUUCUUUUUCUGCAUCAGCAGUAAAAGACAAUUCAUGAGAUUUCGUGUUUUUCCUUCGUACUGUCCCACGAUUCCUUUCAUCAUGCAAAUUUUACAUACAAUUGCAUGAAAAAGUACUGAUAUUCUACCAACAUGUAACUAGGCUUGUGUGUAAGCUUUUGGCAAUAAUGUACUGUUACUUUGAAGCUGUUGCUAGCUGUCUAGUUAAGUUCUUCCCUUAAGUGUUGUAAGUGUAGCUGAAAGGCGUCGGUGAAAUAUUCUAUGUUGAAUAUCGGGUUGCGCGCCCAGUUCUUCACCAAUAGACUUCUUGUCUCGUAUGGUUUUUCCUCAAAAAAAACGUUUUCAGUGUAAGCAUGUUCGAUACUAGUGAGACGAACUUAACGAAGCUAUUGAUGAGCUGAAUAUUGCUCAAUUCUAACCUCUCGAAUAUACGCUGUUGCAGUAUGUAUUGAAGAUACCUUCAUGCAUUUGGUUUGUCGUUUUCUCUUAUUGAAUUGGUAACGUUUUCGGUAUGAAUUUGUUAUACUAUCUUCAUUGACCGAUUAAUUUUGGACAUCUUUUUUCAUGAAUAGUUGAACGCAACUAGUGAAACCGAAGUCUUAACCUGCCUUAUGAGUAGAAGUAAUAAAAAACACGAGUGCCUUCCUCCAAUGCCUUCCGUAGUGUGUGUUACUUAGAUGUAAUUAUAGUUAAGUGGAAAAUAUGAUAAUGCCAUCUAUUUUAAUACUGUUCGUCGGGCAGAAUAGUUUUCUAAAUUUUAUUAGUUGCUUAUUCAGGUUAUUUGUGCUAUCCUUGUGCUCUGGACACUUUUAUUCUACGAUAUUCGAGAUGAUUUGAGCAGGUACUGGCUCCGUUCAUAUUACGCAACUAUCGGAUUAUUUGCAACCCAAUUAUUUUUUUUCUCUACCGUUACAUCAGUUAGUAAGCUAAGGGUUAAUUUCUACAACAAUUUGGAGGCUAGAGACAUGGCGAGCGUACCAAAUGAUUUUAGUAUUUUUCUGACAUCGCUUUUAUUGUGUAAUGCCGCGCACAUCAAAUUUGAAUUCGUGAAGCUAAAGGUUUUUUUAAAUAUGUAAUCUCAUCAUAGCUUUGAAAUAACUAAUGUGCCUGGAGGUCAUAGAAAUUAUAAAAGCUCGACUUCUGAGUGAAAUUCACAAGUCAAGAUGGUCAGGAUAGGGACUAUUGGCAGAGUGAUUUCAAUGAGUAUUCUUCUCAAACUUCUAGCCGCUUUAUAUUCAGUAGUACGUAAUUUGCUUCAAUGUUCAUUAUUAGUACAUUUCCAUAUGCCAUACAUUCUUAGUAUAUUUUUAUUUCUUAGCGACUAACACAAUUCCCCGGCUAAAUUACUGGACAACGGCGAAUCACAGACUUUUUAGUACCUAGAUUUCUUUCAACUUAUUUGAAGUAGUUCGUUUAUGCGACUUAUGCUAGUUUUAGUUUUAAGUAACUAUUGGGAACUAAAUUUAUUAUUUCGGUGGGCUCAAAUUUUAACAUGCAAUUUUGAAUCAAUUCGUGACAAUCUCAUUUAUUAAUGUGAAACGGAAUUUGAAGAGCAUAUUUUAUAAGUAAGCUAGAUUUUUUAGAUUUACAAACGGUAAGCUCGUAUGCUAAACCAAUUGACGCGUAUGUGUUCGUCGUUCCAGCCCAAAAGUACGAGAUAUUUCUGUGGCGGAGCCGCGGCCCUACGCCUAAAAUGUAGAAAGGAUUUUGUGGCUCCACAGAGAUAAAACGUGUAUGUUUCCAAUCUAUUUUUCAUGUCAUCCCCGCUCGCAAGGUUUAAAUUAUAAAUGGAAUCGCCUUUUCUCGCGAGUAGAACGCGCUGCUGUCUUUGAAUUUAAUAAAUGUUUUUUUUUUUCGAA
Hyalella azteca is the source of this 4576-nucleotide messenger RNA. Its product is annotated as zinc finger protein 62. The transcript has 3 exons. Lineage: Eukaryota; Metazoa; Arthropoda; Malacostraca; Amphipoda; Hyalellidae. Bases 90 to 2378 code for a protein of 762 amino acids. Gene Ontology annotation, biological process: regulation of gene expression. Gene Ontology annotation, cellular component: nucleus. The record is from RefSeq and is a predicted model, not a curated record.